AUGGCGGAAACGACAAAACCUGAGAGAACCAGCGCCGGCUCAAGCGCCGCCGACGCCGCCCCCGCGCCCGACUCGAUCGACAAGAUCCUCGGCGCCAUGACCUCUGCGCGCGCCGCCUCGGGCCCUGCGGCGAAAGAACGCAAGCCCGUCACGUACGACGAGUUCCAGAAGGUGUUGGACUCGACGCCGCUGUUCAUGAAGGAGACGCCGGUGGGCAUGGAGGACGACUAUGUGCUUGAGGCGUUGAAGACGCUCGUGUUUGAUGGUGACGGGGAUGAGGUCGCCCUCAACUUCAAGAACCACGGCAACGAGCUGUACGCGCAAAAGUCGUACAAGGAUGCCGUGGCAGCGUACACGCAGGGCCUGGACGCUGCUCCGAAGGACCCGGCACUGCGCACGAGUCUGCUCAACAACCGCGCGGCGUGCAAUGUCGCCUUGCGCAACUAUGGCCAGGUACUCAAGGACACGUCGGCGAUCAUCGCGCUCUCGGCCACGCUGGGCACGGACGCGCCGCCCAAGGCGCUGUACCGCGCCGCGCAGGCGCUCGUCGCGCUGGACAAGUGGGACGAGGCGGAGGACGUCAUCACGCGCGGGCGCGCGCUCAAGGGCGAAGACAAAAACAAGGCUUGGGCCGAGCUCGAGACGCUGUGCGAGGGCUCGAAGCGGCGUGUUCUCGGCAACGCGGAGCGCGAGCGCCGCGCGCCCCUCCAAAGAGCGGCGCUCCACCGCGCGAUCGUAGCCCACGGCCUCGUGCUCCUCAAGAGCGCGUCGCCGCCCGACAACCCCCACCCGCUCGACUUUGACCCCGCCGCCGUGCCCGACAUUCCGCUCUACCCGCCGUCCAAGGCCGAGGCGUGGGUCCCCCCGCCAGCUAACACGCCGCUCAUCUUCCCCGUGUUCCUGCUCUACCCGCAGCACAACACGAGCGACCUCAUCACCCACUUCCACGAGGACACCUCCUUCGAGGACCAGCUCGGCGCGAUUUUCCCCAAGACGGCUAGCUCGACAUCGCCGCCCCCUUGGUCUGAGUGGGACAACAAGCACGAGUACUACGUCGACAACUUGGCCGUGUAUGUCGAGACGGCGCAGAAGCGCCUCCUCAAGGUCGGCAAGGAGAUCACCCUCCGCGAGGUGCUCGCCAAGGCCCAGCUGCCGCCCAAGGACGGCAAGCCGCGCGACGGUGUGGUUCUGCGCGACGGCUUGCUCAGCUUCGUCGUGCUUGUCCGCGGCAAGGAGGAGCGCGAGUGGAUCGACAACUUUAAGAAGGCGAGGGAUGGCAAGUGA
Vanrija pseudolonga is the source of this 1284-nucleotide messenger RNA. RefSeq names its product Hsp70/Hsp90 co-chaperone cns1 (gene cns1). Gene Ontology annotation, cellular component: cytosol; nucleus. Gene Ontology annotation, biological process: protein folding. Gene Ontology annotation, molecular function: Hsp90 protein binding; Hsp70 protein binding. The record is from RefSeq and is a predicted model, not a curated record. NCBI's taxonomy places the organism in Eukaryota, Fungi, Basidiomycota, Tremellomycetes, Trichosporonales, Trichosporonaceae. The transcript is spliced from 2 exons. The coding region runs from base 1 to 1284 and encodes 427 amino acids.